Prunus persica (peach) is the source of this 3388-nucleotide messenger RNA. RefSeq names its product nodulin homeobox. Lineage: Eukaryota; Viridiplantae; Streptophyta; Magnoliopsida; Rosales; Rosaceae. The record is from RefSeq and is a predicted model, not a curated record. Gene Ontology annotation, biological process: flower development. The transcript is spliced from 18 exons. Bases 273 to 3164 code for a protein of 963 amino acids. Gene Ontology annotation, molecular function: single-stranded DNA binding.
CAGCAAUCAUACAAAUUGAGACUUGAGACACAACACCACAACCAAAACACCAAAAUUAGAAAACGGCAACAACUAAAAAAGAGCGUAUAUAAAUGUGAGUCUCAAUCCCCGUUCCUCAAAUCAUUACAUAUUUACACUUCUCCAAAUCAUUCACUCCACCCAAUAAAAACCCGCGAAUCUCCCUCUUGCAUUUUUCCUGUUUUAUCUUCUCUUUCUUUCAAAAAGUUUGAAACUUGAAUCUCGUCGUCGCUGCAACUCCCAGGUUUUGUAGAAUGAGACAUGCUAAGGAAGAGCCGUCAUGUAGUGGUGCACAAGUUAUUGACUUAGUUUCAGCAGUGAAGGAGUUACAUGGGCUUAACUCUCAGGAACUUAAUAAAUUACUGAAGGAAUCUGAUAAUUUUACUAUUCACUAUGUUACUGAAAAAGGAUCAAUAUUGAAAAAGAUCGAUGCAGAAAAGCUUGCAGGCUUUCUUCCUCUGCACCUUAUUGCAGUGCUUAUGUCUUCUGACAGAGACGAAGCUCUGUUCAGAUACCUAUCAUGCGGCAUUAGGCUCUUGCACUCCUUGUGUGAUUUAGCACCUCGACAUGCCAAACUUGAACAGGUUCUGCUAGAUGAUGUAAAAGUGUCAGAACAGCUGCUUGACCUGGUGUUUUAUAUACUAAUCGUUUUUGGUGGUUAUGAACAGAAAAAUCACAGUUUUGGUGGGGCACCCCUGAUGUAUUCUGCACUGGUUGCGUGCAGUUUACAUCUACUAACAGGUUGUAUAUCUUCGCAAUGGCAAGAUCUUGUUCAAGUAUUGCUUGCACAUCCUAAGGUUGACAUAUUUAUGGAUGCAGCUUUUGGAGCAGUUUCUGUUUCCAUUAAGUUUCUGAAUAUCAAGCUGUCAGCUCAACAUGAUGAGUUCUGUACAAAAUCAAGUUUGACUACCGAACAAAUAGUGCACUCUCUAUGCCAGCAAUGCGAAGCCUCUUUACAGUUUCUUCAAUUGAUGUGCCAGCAAAAAUUGUUUCGGGAACGGUUACUCAGGAAUAAGGAAUUAUCUGGAAAGGGUGGUGUUCUAUUUUUGGCUCAAGCCAUCUUGAAGCUAAACGCCGUGCCUCAGUUUGCAGCAUCUGCUAGAGUUGUGGCUGCUGUAUCUAGGCUGAAAGCUAGAAUACUUUCAAUUCUGUUGAAUCUGAGUGAAGCAGACAGCAUUUCUUACCUGGACGAAGUUGCCAACUCGCCAGGAAGCCUGGAUUUGGCAAAGUCAGUCGCAUUGGAGAUUCUUGACUUAUUGAAGACUGCUAUUGGCAAAGAUCCCAAAUGUUUUGCUGCCUGUUCUGAUAGAAGUUACCCAAUGGGGCUUUUGCAACUCAAUGCAAUGCGCCUAGCUGAUAUAUUUUCCGAUGAUUCAAAUUUUAGAUCUUACAUUACAGUAUAUUUUACUAAAGUGCUGACUGCAAUAUUUUCGCUCCCUCAUGGAGAUUUUUUAACCAGUUGGUGUUCUUCUGAACACCCUGAAAAGGAAGAAGAUGGCAGUAUUGAGUAUGAUUCAUUUGCAACAGCUGGGUGGGUUUUGGAUGUAUUUUCAUCAAUUGACCUACAAAAUUCACCAACUUUAGAAUGUACUGUUACUCCCAUUAGUGUGACCCAGGCUUCCUACUCACAUCAGAGAACAGCAUUAUUUGUGAAAAUAAUUGCAAAUCUCCAUUGUUUUAUUCCCACUAUCUGUGAAGAACAGGAGAGGAACCUUUUUGUUAACAAGUUUCUGGAGUGCUUGCAAAUGGAUCUAUCUAACUCGUUGCCUGGAUUUUCCUUUGCUUCUGAUACUCCGAAACCUGCGACUGUUUGCAGAAAUCUACGCUCGUUGCUAAGUCAUGCAGAAUCAUUAAUUCCUAAUUUUUUGAACGAGGAGGACGUACAGCUCCUAAGGGUUUUCUCUAAGCAAUUACAAGCAUUGAUCACUUCGACUGAAUUUGAAGAAAACCGAGUUCAGGAGAAGAAACACGAGGAGUCAAUAUAUAGGGAUAAAUUUGCUAAACUCAACAUCAGUGAUCAUCAUCAGGAGGCUCAGAGUACUGGAGGAUGCUCGCCACCUUUAUUGAGUAAACAACCUCCUAAUCUUAAUAAUAGAAGUGGUAAUCUAGAGGAAAUGUCUGAGAAUUCUGCUUUUCAAGACGUGGACCAAGUUGAUGCAAACAGUGAGCAUAUGGAUCAGGGGAAUGAUGUAAUGAGGGAAGACAAAGGUAUAUCUGGUGGGAGUGCAUCUGGACGUUUUGGAGCCAUCGACCUAGAUGCUCAUAAUGUUGAAACCAGUGGUUCAGACACAAGCUCAACAAGAGGGAAAAAUGCUGUAGAUCAGAUGGAAAACAGUGAAUUCCCAAAGCCGAGUGCACACAUAAAAGAAAGUGGAUAUGGGGGAACCGCAGAGGAUGAAAAGGUUGAAACUGUUCAGUGUGAGGAAAAGCAGCGAAGGAAACGGAAACGAACAAUAAUGAAUGAUACACAGGUGGAACUUAUUGAGAGAGCCCUAUUAGAUGAACCUGAUAUGCAGCGAAAUGCAGCCUCAAUACAAUCAUGGGCUGAGAAAUUAAGUUUUCAUGGUUCCGAGGUUACAUGUCCACAGCUUAAAAAUUGGUUAAACAAUCGAAAAGCGAGGCUAGCCCGCACAGCUAAGGAUGUUCGUCCAGCACCUGAGGCUGACAAUGCGUUGCAAGACAAGCAAGGUGGGCGAGGACUAAGGUCCAACAACUCACCUGAUACCGCUGGUGGAGAUGCUUCCAGCCAACUAAAUGUGAGGAGAGAUCCUCAAAUCAUGUUGAGAACUGGUAUCAGGGAGAUCUCUGAGACUAACGUGGCAGAAGCCGCUGCCCCCCGUGGUCCUGCAGAAUUUGAUCUGUGCAAGCAAGGCGACUCCAUCGGCCUCAUGGGUGCAAAUGGAGAGGAGAUUGGGAGAGGAAAGGUGUUUCAGGUGCGUGGCCAAUGGUAUGGAAGAAACUUGGAGGAGUUGAGGGCAUACGUUGUGGAUGUUAAAGACCUAAAAGCUAGAAGAGCAACGAGGCUUCCGCACCCGUCUGUAGCCACAGGUGUCUCAUUUGAGGAGGCUGAAACAAAGAUUGGCGUAAUGAGAGUGUUAUGGGAUUCAAACAUGACUUUCACAUUGCGUCCUAAACGAGCAAUGUAAGCCACAGGUUAAACGGCCUCGGCUUCGGCCUCUGUAGAACUACAAGUCGUUUCGUUACCUGCAAGAUGUAAACGUGUAAUCAUUGUAAUUACUUAGACCUCUUUUCCCCUUCUUUUUUUUUUUUUUUUUCUUUUGAUAAACAGAGUUUGGAAUUUUCCAUAUACAUUAUUACACACAGCUUUCUAACUUUGCGGAAUGUUAAAUAUCGAGUUGUUCUGUCAUCA